This is a messenger RNA of Diospyros lotus (date-plum), 1421 nucleotides long. Its product is annotated as F-box protein At4g00893-like. The coding region runs from base 108 to 1100 and encodes 330 amino acids. Gene Ontology annotation, molecular function: protein binding. NCBI's taxonomy places the organism in Eukaryota, Viridiplantae, Streptophyta, Magnoliopsida, Ericales, Ebenaceae. The record is from RefSeq and is a predicted model, not a curated record. The transcript is spliced from 2 exons.
UGUCACGCGAGUCCACCGCUAUAAAUACGCCCACUACCUAAGCCUCCUCUGCGUCUCCUUUCUCCCCAACUCCGCUUCUCGUCUUUUCACUUCACUUCGAUGCUCGCAUGGCGCACGCUCCCAACCCUCGGAGCAGUAGAAUAGUCACCAGAAGCUGCACCAGCAAGGCUGCAGUAAGGCCAUGGUCUGAUCUGCCCCCAGAGCUGCUGUCCCCAAUUGCAGACCGGCUGGGUUUAAUCGAGCUCCUUGGCUUCCGUGGAUCAUGCAAGAGCUGGCAGUCAGCAUCUUCCACAGCCACAGCUGAGAUUGAAUCCUCCCCGGAUCAGAAUCCCUGGUUCAUCCUCUACGGGGAAGAUUCAAAAUGCAUCUUGUACAGUGAAUCAGCCAAAAAGAAGUACACCAUCAAUAUCCCAGAACUGGAUGGAGCCACUUGCCUUGCAUCCAGCCAUGGCUGGCUUCUACUGUACUGCAAGCAAUCCAUUUUCUUCUUCUGCCCUUUCUCCCGUGCCAAGAUUGAACUGCCUGAGUUCCCUCACUCUGAUCUUUCCAAUCAUGUGGGAGUAUUUUCAGCUCCACCCACUUCAGAAAAUUGUGUUGUUUGUGUUAUUAACCGACAAGAUGAUCGCAUUGUGGAGCUGAAUAUGCUCUGCCGUGGAGCUGAGGCUUGGACUAAGGAUGAACAUGUUUGUGCCUUUGAUUGCCUAGAAAAUAUCUCUAGUGCAACUUAUCAUGAGGGGAACUUCUACUUCUUGGACAAUGCAAACAAGAUGUUAACUUACUCUGUGAACAAGAAGAAGUGGACAAGGUACAGAAUAAUAGAGAACAGAAAAGAUACAUCGCCAGAUGCUGAUUAUCUGCCAUUUGGAUAUAAAAGGAGCUAUUUCAGAAAUUGUUGCUUGAAGAAUUGCUUGGAUUUGGAGGACAAUGUUUCAGUUUCUACUUGUGGGACAACGAUUCCGGGCCAUGAUUGGGCUGUGGUUCUCAACAAUGAGAAGAUUGAAGCUGAAAAGGAAAAUGAAACCCGCCAGCUUAAAGGGGUCUGGAUUCAUCCUCGAUUCCUUCAGGUUCCUCCCAAUCUGAGCUGGGCUAAACCUAAAUGAGUCUCUGUCUAACUUAUAUAAUCUCCCUUUCUGUUUCUCAUAAAUUAUGGUAAUGGUGUUGACAAUGCCAGUUUUUGUUGAAAUUGCCAUGGAGGUGGUAAGUUAGAUAGCUGGUUGGAAUUUGAACGUUGAUUUCUUUGAAACUUAAGUCGUAGCAUUAGUCUUUAAACCUCUUUUUAGAGAAGCAUUUCUUUUGAUCUAUCGUGCAGCACUUUAAAGUUGCAGGAAAACAUUCCUGUACCCUGCCUUCUUUUCUAGUAUGUUGGAUUCCUUUCUAGUUAGCCAGCAUGGUAAUCCUCUCUCUGGGCCUUGUAAAUUUAA